This is a messenger RNA of Stegostoma tigrinum, 2462 nucleotides long. It is a transcript of the gene lin52, whose product is annotated as lin-52 DREAM MuvB core complex component. Bases 195 to 572 code for a protein of 125 amino acids. The transcript is spliced from 6 exons. Gene Ontology annotation, biological process: regulation of DNA-templated transcription. Gene Ontology annotation, cellular component: DRM complex. Lineage: Eukaryota; Metazoa; Chordata; Chondrichthyes; Orectolobiformes; Stegostomatidae. The record is from RefSeq and is a predicted model, not a curated record.
AUCACGCGAGAUUCCCGACGGUUAACGGUCGCGGCGCUAAAUUUUUGCCCGCAGUUCGUUUUAAUUAAGUCUACACCCCCUAAAUGGCGCUUUUGAAAUCGGAAACGACUAUUCUGUUCGAAAGGAUAUAAUUCGCUAGUGUUUGUUCUGUCCUGGGGACGGGCUGCAAGUGGGUCAUGUGACGGUUCGGGAAGAUGGCGUCGCCGAGUGGGUCAUGUGACGGUCUGGGGAAGAUGGCGUCGCCGAGUGCGGGUGCAGAUUUGGAGCAGUCUUUGCUGAGCUUUGAGAAGUUGGAUAGAGCUUCACCAGAUUUAUGGCCAGAGCAAAUGCCAGGUGUAGCAGAAUUUGCAGCAUCUUUCAAAAGUCCUAUUACCAGCUCUCCACCCAAAUGGAUGGCAGAACUUGAAAAAGAUGAUAUUGAUAUGCUGAAAGAGUUGGGAAGUCUUACUACCGCAAACUUAAUGGAGAAGGUACGAGGGCUGCAGAAUCUUGCUUACCAGUUGGGUCUGGAUGAAUCACGAGAAAUGACCAGAGGAAAAUUUUUAAACAUUUUGGAACGACCCAAGAAAUAGCCGUAAAAUUCCAACUACUUGCUUCUGUGAGAAGAACCAGCACUUGUUUAGAGACAGUUACUGUCUACAGAUACCUCCUUUGACUUAUUCUUCACAUUUUCUGUUCAAACUGCCUAUAUAAUAGAGCAAGAUCAUACUUUGCGGAUGACAUACCUUUUAGCCUAUAAGGCAGAUUGCUUUUAAAUGGAAGUAGAGACCAUAGUUGAUACUUGGUUGGUGUAGAAAGCCAAAGUUUAGUUUGCCUCAUGUAUGUGAAAUAACAGUAUUGUUAUAUUUUGGUGAACUCAUCUAGAUGUAUUUCUUGUAAUAAGUUUACAAUCUGUUAUUCCCUUUUAACAUGCAAUGAAGUAAAUUUUGAUGUUGCAGUUGAGGUCACUCACAACAAUAGCACUUUAGUUCAAGACUUCUGAUUCAGCACAUGUCCACAUUUGGAUAUCAAAUAAUAAUAUGUCUGAUGAUAGGAGCAUUGCAAACAAAAUUGCCUAGAAGUAGAGUAAAAUGGCUUUCCACAAAGCCCACUUAUUUGUAUUAGACAGAAUAAUACAAAAUUGAACAUGUCUGAUUGUCUAAAAUUCUCUCUUACAGUUUGAGAGACUAUCUCAAAGCUUUGCUGUAUUUUUGCCUUUUAACACAUUACUGCCUAUGUUUUAUCAUAUGUUUAGUGAUAGAGCAUAUAAUAACUAUGUUGAAAUGGUUGUGCAUUGCAGUGGUACCCUAAGGUGUAAUAGAUCAACAGGCUUAGACUGGAGUGUGCAAAAAGAAAUCUGGUGCUGGCAUUAAAUUAUUAUUUCCAUCUAAAAAUGUUAUGGAACUGUGACUAACAAACAAGAUAAAUCUUUGAUAUUUUGCUCCAAAGAAAAAGCAAAGCUAACUUAAUUAUAAAGCAAUUAAAAAAGAUGUCAUGCCAAACAGAAAUAAUUUUGAUUGAGAAGAGAGAUCUGAAAGAUUUGAAAUUAUAAUCAUAGCUAAGAGUAUGUAUUGAUGUGCAUCAAGCAGGCUUGAUUACAUGAAUGGCUCAGGCUGGUGUUGCAAGGAAAUAAUUUCUAAUGUCUCUCUGAUUUAUUUCCCUUUUGGCAUCAGAACAGAACAUUAAGACAUAUUCAUUUAGUAACUUGGAGAAAGAUUUCUUUUGAUUUUAUUUGUCCUUCUUCCCCUUGGCCACGUGUCUCCUUCGUAGCUGACAAGGCUGUACUCUGUGUGACUUGCAGAAGUAUAAUUCAGGUGGGCUGCAAACUCCAUAAGUGGAUUAUUGAAUUUUGGGAGAGGGGUGGUAUUAAGAAAACAAAAUACUUUUAAACCAAAUUUUGAUUCAAAAUUUUAAACUUUAAGUGGAGAACGUGAAAGUAAGUAAGUUGUUGUACUUGAUCACAAUAUCACACAACCACGUGCGUACCACGGCUGUCAGGGACACAAAGCAAACCUAACUUUCCAUAUCAUAUUUCAGGUGUUGAUGCAUACGGUUCUGUUCAGCCCAAUAACAUCACCACAUUAUUUGGGUUUGGUCAGUGCAGUAUUCCAGUAAAAUGGAGACUAUCCUUUAAAGUUUCAGGCUUGGUAACUGAUGCACAAAGCUAAGCUGAAGUCUGAAUUUAGGACUGAGCUCUGGGAUAAAGUCACAGAGCAAUAGUGGAUAAAAUCACUGGAAACAUUGACCUAUAUAGUGGUCCAUAGCCUUACAUAUGAGGAGCUUAGGCCUUAAGUGAUUGCUUGUAAAGGGGUCUAACAUUUUGUUGUAGAUGUAGGAAUCAUUCAAGGCACCUGCUUCCACCUUUCAACAUUGUUCCACCUAUUAGGUUCAAGCUUUGUUUUGCAGAUGUUUUUGGAAUUUGAAAUCUGAUCUAGUUUCACAAGCAGUCUUGUGCACAAGAGUGAAAUGUUUCUAUUACAUAU